This is a messenger RNA of Fusarium verticillioides 7600, 984 nucleotides long. RefSeq lists its product as hypothetical. Gene Ontology annotation, biological process: nucleoside metabolic process. The record is from RefSeq and is a predicted model, not a curated record. The transcript has a single exon. Lineage: Eukaryota; Fungi; Ascomycota; Sordariomycetes; Hypocreales; Nectriaceae. Gene Ontology annotation, molecular function: catalytic activity. Bases 1 to 984 code for a protein of 327 amino acids.
AUGUCCAGAGAUAAUGCGGCGUUCGAAUCGGAGGAGUACACCGUUGGUUGGGUUUGCGCCCUUCCACUAGAGAUGGCGGCUGCCAGAGGAAUGCUGGAUCUCAUUCAUCCAGACCUCUCUCACCAAGACCCCGACGACCAUAAUAGUUACAUCCUGGGUGAGAUCCAUGGCCAUAAGAUUGUCAUUGCCUGCCUACCUGCAGGCAACUACGGAACAAACCCCGCAGCUACUGUUGCGAAAGAUUUGCUACGAACCUUCAAAUCUAUUAGAUUUGGCUUGAUGGUUGGAAUUGGAGGUGGAGCACCAUCGGCGCAACAUGAUAUUCGGCUUGGCGACGUGGUGAUCAGCCAGCCGUCAGGAACUCUGGGAGGAGUGGUCCAGCAUGAUCGAGGCAAGAUCUUACCAGAAGGCGGGUUUGAACGUACGGGCUCACACAACGCGCCCCCGCAGUCCUUACUAUCCGCUUUGGCUCGCCUUCAAGCUACCCAUAUGACCGAGGAAAGCAGGGUGCCCGAGUUUCUGUCACAGCUCUCCGCGAAAACUCCCAAGCGGAUGAAAGGCAAAUUCAGCUACCCAGGUGCAUUACAUGAUCGACUUUAUACAGCCGGGUAUGACCACGUCAAGCCAGGAAGUACGACAUGCGCCGAGUGCGACGAGUCCCAGGUAAUCGAGAGAGAGGAUCGUUGUGACACUGAUCCGUACUUCCACUAUGGUGUCAUUGCCUCGGGGAAUCAGGUCAUCAAGGAUGGAAAGACACGCGAGCGUCUGAGUCAAGAAUACGGUGCAUUGUGCUUCGAAAUGGAAGCUGCUGGCCUGUACAACUUUCCAUGUCUUGUCAUUCGGGGUAUCUGUGAUUAUGCCGAUUCACAUAAGAAUAAGAUGUGGCAAGAGUAUGCUGCUGCGACAGCGGCAGCAUUUGCGAAAGAGCUACUCUUGUUUGUGCCACCUAACCAGGUUCUACAGGAGAAGAAGCUUGUGUCAUAA